AUGUUCAACAGGAUUUUUGCUCUGUGUUUAUGUCUAACUCUGUGCGGCCAAGGCCUCUCUCUGGGAUGCAGAUGGAUGGAUCACAAGUUCAGCCAGCAAAGCAAGAGCGCCCUGGAUGAGCUGCGCACGAUGGGUGGAAAUUACACCCAGAACUCUUCAGGGGUUGACUUCCCAACAGGCCUGUACGAACAGGCUUCACAGGCAUCGGCAGAGGAUCGGCUUAACUUCAUGGCACAGGUCCUCGAGGAGGUGGUUCACCUGUUUGAGGAGGACUGGGACUCAAUGCCCUGGCCAGAGACCACAGUGAACAACUUCCUCAGUGUUGUAAACCAGCAGGAGGAGGGCGUGCGCUCCUGUAUUGUCAACCAGGGAAAAAAGAGCAAGAAGCUGCACAUGUACUUCAAGAGGCUGUCACGUCAUGUACUAAAGGACAUGGGACACAGUUCAGAGGCAUGGGAGCUGAUGAGGAAAGAAAUCGAAGCCCAUCUGUUGAGAAUAGACAUACUGGCCGCAUCUGUGUAA
This is a messenger RNA of Myripristis murdjan (pinecone soldierfish), 522 nucleotides long. RefSeq names its product interferon phi 4 (gene ifnphi4). Bases 1 to 522 code for a protein of 173 amino acids. Gene Ontology annotation, molecular function: cytokine receptor binding. NCBI's taxonomy places the organism in Eukaryota, Metazoa, Chordata, Actinopteri, Holocentriformes, Holocentridae. Gene Ontology annotation, biological process: defense response; response to exogenous dsRNA. The transcript has 5 exons. Gene Ontology annotation, cellular component: extracellular region. The record is from RefSeq and is a predicted model, not a curated record.